This is a messenger RNA of Kickxella alabastrina, 1681 nucleotides long. Its product is annotated as ferrochelatase with Deuteroporphyrin and Ni bound. NCBI's taxonomy places the organism in Eukaryota, Fungi, Kickxellomycota, Kickxellomycetes, Kickxellales, Kickxellaceae. Gene Ontology annotation, biological process: heme biosynthetic process. The transcript has a single exon. The coding region runs from base 296 to 1495 and encodes 399 amino acids. The record is from RefSeq and is a predicted model, not a curated record. Gene Ontology annotation, molecular function: protoporphyrin ferrochelatase activity.
UUUUAUCUUUUUUUGGCAUCUCCAUUUGGAGAAAUGGCCGAUUUUGUUGCUUCUUCAUCUAAAACGAUCUUAAUGCCAAGCAAAUCAAAUACCCGCUGGCACACAAUUAGUAACAGAAGCAGAGGCAGCAGUAGUAGAAGUAGCCUUUCUUCCAUUGUUUUUCCAUUGUUAUUGUCCUCGUCCGCGCCCGCCCACUUUCUUCUUAUUUGCAAAACAGCACUUUAUUUCUUGCCUCCUUAUCUAUUUUUCGCAAUUUUGUCGGCAUUCGAAUCGGAAGUAUUAUUUAUUUAUUCAAAUGAACUCACGCUCAUUGCUCAAGACAGCCCUCUCGGCGCCCUCGCUUGCCUCCAGACGAUUCCUUAGCAGCAGCAGCACACACAGAGCACCCAAAAAGAUUGGCAUUCUGAUGAUGAACAUGGGUGGGCCGCGCACACAGGACGAUGUCAAGCAGUUCCUGACCAACAUAUUCAACGACCGUGACAUCCUCAAGCUUCCGAUGCAGAGUAUCCUGGGCCAGUUUAUUGCCAUGCGGCGGGUGGGCAAGGUCAAACAGCAGUAUAUGCAAAUCGGCGGUGGCUCCCCCAUUGAAAUGUGGACGCGCACUCAGGGAAGGGGCAUGGUUGACAUUCUCAACAAUACGUCCCCGAACUCCGGCCCCCACAACUACUACGUGGGGUUCCGAUACACCAGCCCAGACAUGCCCCAGGCAGUUGAACAGAUGCUAAGCGACGGCAUCGAACACGUAAUUGCAUUCUCGCAGUACCAGCAGUACUCGGGGUCCACCACGGGCAGCAACCUCAACGAGCUAUACCGCGUGCAGAAGAGGCUCGAUCCGGGUUCGAAAGUCCAGUGGAGCUUCAUUGACCGUUGGGGCACACACCCGAAGCUCAUCAGCUCAUUUGCCGAUCGUAUCGAGGAUCAGAUCAAAAAACUGACUGAAGACGUACGCCACACCACGCCGAUUCUGUUUUCGGCCCACUCAUUGCCGCUCAAUGUGGUCGAUCGCGGCGACCCCUAUGUGGCCGAGGUCGGCGGCACAGUCGCCUAUGUCAUCAACGAGCUUCGCCGCCGGGGCAUUGAGAACCCGUACCGCUUAGUGUGGCAGUCCGCCGUGGGUCCGCUCAGGUGGCUCGGCCCCCAGACUGAGUCCGCCAUCAAGAGCUAUGCUAGCUCUGGCUACAAAUCGCUGGUCAUGGUACCCAUUGCCUUCACCUCUGACCACAUCGAGACGCUGUUUGAGCUUGACAUUGAGUACAGUGAGGUCGCUGAAGAGGCCGGCAUCACCCAGUUCCUGCGCGCUGAGGCCCUGAACGACUACCCGCCGUUCAUCGACGCCCUGGCAACAAUCGUCAAAGAGCACAUUGACACUGGGUUCCUGACCAGCCGGCAGCUGAUGUUGCCCGAUCCUGGAGAGGAGUCCGAGCAGACCAGGAUCACACGGCAGUGGAUCGCUACUCAGGCCAAACAGAUCGCUGACAGCGGCCACCAUGCGUGAAAGAAAAAGAGAGAGAUAGAGAUAUCGGUCAACCGCGACAGAUCGUAACCGAAUAGACCCGUGGCAAAUAAUGGCUCGCACGCACAAUGUACAGAAGCCGCCUCUGCUGUCGCUAAUAAAUCUAUGUUCAACUUUUUCUUCUCUCACACCAACAGUCGACGAUAUUGCAAUAUACAUGUGUGUGAG